AAAACUGGGAAAAUCAGGAAAUUAUCAUGGUGAAUACAAUUUUUGGUUAGAAUUUAGUUCUACUUAUAGUUAGAAAGUAUUUGAGCAUAGCUACUGUAGAAUUAUUAAAUAGAGUAUUUUUUAAUGUAUGAUGGUGAUAUCAAAUACCAUGGCAAUUCCAUAUUCAUAUACCAUGCUAUUUACUUCAGAAAAUACUAUGGUAUUACCAUAAUGACUAAAAAGCAUUAAAAAAAAUUUUUUUGAGCAUAAACUAAUACAAAAAAAAAAAAACACAAUUCUAAAAAUAAAUCUAAAUGGUAGGAAAGUUCUUAAACACUGAUUAUGGACUAUAUCAUCGAAAAAGAUUUACAUUACAAUAGAUAAUAAAGAUAAUUAAUCCAAAAACAAACAAAGCAAAGCAAAGUGGACUAAAAUGCAGUUCAAAAAAUAAACAGAAAUCAGUACCUGCUCAGGGACCCACCUGUUCCAAUCUGAGAUUGCACCUUCUUUCCUUCUACCUGCUUGUAUUCGGUUCAGUUACUUUUGUGGACACUUUUAAUGGCGUCAAACCUGUUUGUCAUCGCCUUUUUUAUUUUUUUUUGGUUAUACAGGCCGCAUGAGAUGGGAUGGGCAAUGUCACUCCCUGUGUUUUCACCGCCAAGUACUUUCAGUUAUUCCAUAUGACAUUUUAUUGAAAUGAUUGCGAAAUGAAUCUAGGAGUGUCUACAUUAAAGAAAACGGUGACAGCUGCCACUGCUAUUUCCAGAACACUUCAGUUUACAAAGUUUGCAAACACUGCUACUUGGUAUAAAGUGGUACCUACUGGUUUUCUUUUGAUAAAGAAUAUUUAAUUUAAUAUAAAAAAUAUCAGUCCAAGCCACUCAAAGUAGGAUUUGUAUAUAAAAAGUAUUUAUUAAGUCAUGUCUGUAGAGAUCCACAUACUGACUUGAAUUUAUAUAUUUUAUUAAAUACAUUGUUAAAAUAUUUAUAAAGGAGUACUAUUUUUGUAUUACAUCUAAACUUACAGUACUGGUUGCUCUUGUGUUUAGGGAGAAAUCCUGACCUCUGCUGGACACUGACACACUAUAUACAGCUUCAUAUAAUGUGCAUUCAUAAAUACCACAUUAUUUUCCUUAUUAUUUGUAGUAAUGACUAAGGUAAGCAUCACUGUAACUGUUUCUCAUACUUAGCGUUCAACAAAUCUAAGUCAUCUAAUGAACCAAAACACAGUUAAGACCUGAUAAUGAUCUCAAUUGACUUGGGCCAUUAAGAAACCAUCCAGAAAUGCUCAUAGAAUCAUACUAAAAAUACUCAAGACACCUUAGUAGCUAUUUAACAAUGUGCUAAAAUGCUCUAAACACUUUGGCAACCACAUAGCAAUGUGCUUGAAAACACUUAAUUAAAAAACUUAAUUAUGGUGGGAAUCUUGGCAUGGACAAGCAUCACUCACAAUUUUUUUUAAAAAAAGUUUAAAAAAUCUACAAUACUGUAAAAAUACAGUUAAUAUUUAAAUUUGGUGGUGAAAUAUAAUAUGUAAAUUUAUAAAAACGUGUGGUGUGGAUGUGAAUUCUUCCUCUCCUGAAACUCUUCUUUAUGCUGGUUUUCAAACAAAAUUCCAUUAGAAUUUCACAAAUGGAGUAAUUUAUAAAAAAAAAAAAAAAAGAACUGUGGCGAUAGAUGGGUUAAAUGGAAUUGAGUACACCAUGAUGCUUAACAAACUUAAAACGCCCUGAGAGCUGUUUACAGUGCCAUCUGGAAACCUUGUCAAACAAAGUGUUGUUGACUUUUGCACAGUUGACUGUCUCGCAAACACACUCGUCCAGGAGAACUUAAAGACGGAGGACGCACUUUUGCAGCUUAUUUGCUGUUCAAAAACGGGUACAACUGAAGAUGGAAGAAAAACUUUCGGACGAAAAAGUGAAAUCUAUGCUUGCCCCUUGGAGGUUUUCCAUCAGGGCACCUGGAUUUGAAAACAGGCUGGUGACUGCUCUACAGCUGUUUGAACGUUUCCCUUUAGAUAUAGCUGUGACCGGAGGAACACCGGAGGCUAAUGCUCAGCUGGCUUCUGCAAUCUGUGGGCCGGCGGAGGAAAUCGAAGAGGAGGAAUGGGAAACUGAUGAUGAAGGUGAUGAGGAGGAAGAAACAGAUGAGGAAGAAGAAUCAGACUGUGAAGAAGAUGGAAGUGCAGAUGAGGAAUACAGUAUAAAGUCUAAGUUAAAUACUAUUCACUACCGCAGUAGUAGUAAGAAACGUGUUCGGAUAGCAGAGCAUGCAGAAUAUAUAGGGAGGGGUGUUCCUGAUUUUGACUCUGUGAUUUUACACCGUCAAAUCCCAAAUGUUCGUGUGUGGACCGUGCAGGGCCAUCCAACCUCAAAUUCCAUCAUUACCCAGACCAACCAGCAGUAUGACUCCACAUGCUAUGAUGUUCUGGUGGUUCUCACUACAGAACAGCACAAGGAGGACCACAUGUGGCUCAAAAUGGAAUUGCAUGGCAGAGAUCAGCCUUUUUUUCUGGUUCAAGCUGAGCGGGACUGGGACGUGGUCGAGGAGAAGCCUACAGGGCCGUGCAUGACAUGUGCCUGGGAACGAAUGAGAGCUCGCAAGCUGGAGUUGCAGAAGAGAAGUAAAGAAGUAUUUGGAGAGACGGCUGAUUUAGAAGCAGACAGCCAGAAUCCUUCAAAUGCUUCCCAAGAUCCAGAGUUAGUGAAGAUGAAGGAUAUCACCAAGGUGCUUGCUGAAGCCCUGCCUCAGCUUCGGAAGAAGGCUUUUAGUCAGUUUCUGGUGGCGAUUACAAAGGAACUUCGGAUUCCUAAAUUACUGACUGAUGACACACAGUUUGUGGUCUCUACUGCUUUGCGGUCCAAGAAGAUAAACCAGGAUGAUCUUGAUCAGAUCACCAAGCUCUCGCAAAUGAGAGAUCUCACAGACAAUCCUUCCAAGCUUCAGGCCAUCCUUGCAGCUCUCGAUCACUUCCGGCUGGAUAUCGGUGUGCUGGGUGAGACAGGUUGUGGCAGCUCCAGCUUGGUCAAUGCCCUCUUGGGCCUGGAGAAAGGUGAUGAACAAGCUUCCUCAACCGGUGUCACUGAAACAACUAAAGAGGCUGAGAAGUAUUCCUACCCAUCCCCCAAUGUCCGUCUUUGGGACCUUCCUGGGCUUGGAAAAAUCGGUGAUCUUGGCAGCCUGUCCUCUGCAUCCAGCUCUUCUGAAGAUCAACGCAUAACAUCUGCGCUCUCUUUGUGUGAUGUAUACAUACUGGUAUCUCCUUUGAGGCUUAGAUUGGGAGCAAUACAGUUGUUGCAGCAAGCAUUAUCCCUAGGGAAAGAAUGUUACCUGAUGCUUUCCAUGGCAGACUUGAUUGAGGAGCAGUCCAUUGUGGAGGUGAGGCAAUGGGCUAAAGAAGUCUUGGGUAAACUGGGUCUCCAGCAGAGUUUAUUUCUGGUGUCUGCUCACCAUCCCGAAACCUUGGACUUACCCAAGCUAAAGGAGACGUUGAAUGCAGCCUUUCCAAGUCAUAAGAAAGUCGCUCUUGCCAGAUAUGCAGCAAAGCAACUGGAUGGCGAUGUUUUCUGGAAAAGAUCAGAUUCUUGCACAUUUAUGUAAAAAGUCUU
Molecule: messenger RNA, 3587 nt
Organism: Cyprinus carpio (common carp)
Lineage: Eukaryota; Metazoa; Chordata; Actinopteri; Cypriniformes; Cyprinidae
Exons: 3
Coding region: 1870-3579 (569 amino acids)
Cellular component (GO): membrane
Molecular function (GO): GTP binding
Source: RefSeq, a predicted model, not a curated record